AUGUCUCCAAGAUGUGUCCACGACAUUAUCGCAAAGUCAUCUCCCUCGCACCAUAUACCAUAUUUGUCCUUGGUGCAGGAAGCGGGCAUUCUGUUCCUCUUCGUGAUUGUCACGAACUCCACAUCCGUGCAGGAUAUCAUCUGCUUGCUGAAGCGGAGAUGCCUGGUUCCAGCUGACCAGACAUCCCUUUACUUGUAUGCGGCGGUACCGCACACACGGUGGCUACGGCUCCACGAACGACUAGGAGAGCUUGGGUUGGGCCCGAUGUCUCACGUUCAUGUUCGCAUACGUGUCCUUGGUGGAUCCAACCCCUCCUCGUCACCGUCACCAAGCAGGGAGCCACACACUCCAUCACCGCGGCCUUCCACUGCACUAAGUCCAUCCUCGGACGACUCUCCUGCAAAGAACACACGAGCACGCACUGGUCUUGCUCGUACGUCAUCACCGUCGGCCGUGGUCAUUGUAUCUCCGCCGAAACAGCGAAAGCGGAAGAGUCAUACCUCUUCCGACUUGGAGGUUUGGGAUAUGCCUGACGACGAAAUCAUUGCUCUCGUGCGUAGUGCAUGGAAGUCGAAUGCAUAUGAUCACUAUAAUAUUACUCUCGAGCGGAACUUCACGAAGGAUGGCAAGGCCGACCAUCUCCUCUUCUGCUUCAAAUGUAAAUAUGAUCCCGCUAACCACCGAACCCAGUAUCGCGAGCGGAGCAAGACAAGCCAAGGCACGAAGAACCUUGACCGCUCCACGAAAGCCUGCUUCAAGCGGCGAGGUGUCGGGCCAUCAGAUGACCCCCAUGCGGGUGCGCAGCAGACUCUGAUGAACACAAUCUCCAGGUAUUCCGAAAGGGCUCACCGAGCCAUCGUGGCGCUGCGCUGCGCUGCAUCGCGCCGGCCUUUCCACAGUGUCGCGGACCCAUAUUACCUUGAAGAAGUGGAGCUUCUUCGCCCAGGAACUAAGGUACCCACGCCACACAUGGUCUCACAGGAUGUGCAGCAGAUCUACCAAGAAGGCUCUAAGUUCAUCAAAGAAUACUUCUCGAAACUCGACGGAGCCAUUCACCUCGUUAUUGACGGGUGGACGGCGCCUUUCGUGGCGUCAUAUCUUGGCAUCGUGGUAAUCUGGUUUGAUGGCGACAAACUCUGGCGCUCCAUCUUGGAGUUCGUUCGCUUAACUGAAAGGCAUACUGGCCUGUAUCUUGCGCAGAAGGUGGCGGACUGCGUGAAACGAUUCGGCCUCCAGAAGAAGCUGCACACACUCUGCAUGGACAAUGCGAGUAACUGCGAUGCGACCGCUACUGAGCUGGAGCCACUCGUUGAUAGUUUCCGUGGUGCCAUGUCGCGCACUCAUUGCUUCCCGCAUACAGUAAAUCUCAUUGCCAAGGCAUUCAUCUCAUUCUUCUUUAGGCAGCCCAAGAAGAAGAAGGUCGUGAAGGUCGCCGCGGGAUCGAAGCGCAAACGACGUGGUGCUGGUGCACGCCAGCAAGCAUCUGCACCUGAAGCACCGCCACCCGGAGAGCCCGAGACUCAAGAGGUGGUGCUUGAUUACGGGGACCCUUUGCAUAUCAUUGACGAGACAGUGGAUGGCACCCAUGAAGAUGAUGAUAUCUCUGCUCUUGAUGAUGGGAAGGCUGCUCACGAUGAGGCUGCGGUAAGUUCGGUACAUGCUCAAGCAAUUCGCAUUGCACGGGAAGACUACCAUAUUACAAUGACCGCACAAGAAGAAUCCGAUGCACAGAGUCUAUUUACCAAGGUAGCAGGACUCGCUCGUCACCUUCAUGAUUCACCCACCCUGCAGGAGAAAUUCGAGAAGUUAGUUGAUGCCCAAGCAGACCUUGUCGGAAGCAAGAAGGCUCUUGACCGUCGAGUAGCCACGAGAUGGAACAGUGAUUUCGCAUGUCUGAAUGCGCACAUCCACUUCGAGACUCCUGUGCGACAGCUUACUAGUGACCUGAAGAAUGAGCUACAGGGGUACGCGCUGACUAGGGAACAAUGGUCGCUGGCUAAGCAGUUGGGGCCAGUUCUUGAGAUCUUCCAAGAUCUCACGGACCUCUUCUCACAAGCCGAAGUUCCCUUGAUACACGAGACAGUCCCGAUGCUGGAGCAGCUCGAACAUCAACUUACGGCAGUCCGCGAUGAUGUGGACAUGGAGUUGCCGUCUGUCAUCUGCAUCGCAGCACAGGCUAGCCUGCUUGUCGUCGGGAAGUACUAUGCAUUGACCGACGACACGGAUGUAUACCGGAUCGCUAUUGCCAUGUGUCCUGACAAGAAGCUCGAGUGGUUCAACAAGAACCCCGAUUGGCGAGCAGAAGAUCAUACGGAAGCAGCGCACAUCCUACGAGCGCGCUGGACCGAAUCUUAUGCUGGUGACUCAAAUGACAUGUCUGUGAACACUCCCACUGUUUCAGUGAUGGCAUCCACAUCGAAGAGAGGAAAGUGGGCAAGCUCAUUCCGGAAUGAGCCCUCAACCAGCACACAUCCCAUUGACAGCAUAGAUGCCUAUCUGGAGUCCCCGCUUGUCUCAAGAGAUGAUGUCAAACAGGCUGGCGGAGUCUUGGCAUAUUGGGCACAAGCAUCGAAAACGCGUCCUCGCCUUGCUCGAAUGGCGCUCGACUUCCUCACUGCACCCGCAUCAUCUGUAGAUGCCGAGCGAGCCUUUUCCGGAGGCCGUCUGACUGUCAACCACCUUCAGCACCAAACCUCGUCUCAGUCAUUCAAAGCUCAGGUGGCAGUUGGGUCGUGGGCAGGAACUCCUCUAUUGCAGGAUACAAAGACAUGUGCCAGCUUUAUUGGCGGUAAAAAACGGUCAACGAGUGCAAAGGGCAAGGAGCGGGAAGUGAUGGACGUCGAUUUGUAG
This is a messenger RNA of Sparassis crispa, 2850 nucleotides long. RefSeq names its product Putative AC transposase OS=Zea mays PE=2 SV=2. Lineage: Eukaryota; Fungi; Basidiomycota; Agaricomycetes; Polyporales; Sparassidaceae. The coding region runs from base 1 to 2850 and encodes 949 amino acids. The record is from RefSeq and is a predicted model, not a curated record. Gene Ontology annotation, molecular function: protein dimerization activity. The transcript has 12 exons.